AUGCGACGCCUCCGCGAAGACGAUGACGAUAGGUCCGAAGAGGGAUUCAGAGCCCGGAAGCAGCGCAAACAGCGCCCGUGUUUCAGUUGCGCAGAAUGUCGGAGACUCAAGAUGAAGUGUGAUCGACAAGUGCCGUGCUCCAAUUGCCUUCGUCGACACCGAGUUGAAUUUUGCGUUGCCGCUACGAAUAACCCAGGGACCUCCAAGUCAGCUCUACCCUCCAUCCUCUUGUGUCGCGCUGGUCUCCAGGAUCAGCAGCAAGGCUACCAAGGGCCUCCCGAGACGAACACAACUCGCCACGAAAAUGCUCAGCCGUUUGACCCGAACUUAAAUCAACAUACCAUAAACCGUUCGCAUCACGUCCCUUCGCACUCCAACGCCGGCGUUCCCAACCAAGUCAACCCUCUUACUCUUCUUGCCCACGCGCUCGAACCAUACUCUGUUCAGGCUCCCUCUCCUCACACUCCGGCUUCGGCGCCUUCUGGUAGGCUGGAGAAAUCUGCACAUAGCAUCAAUACUGGAACCAGUGCUUCCAGCAACCCUGCCCGCUAUGCUGUCGAGGAUGACCGGGAAAACGGCUCUUACGGCACUUUGAUGCUGGGAAAGAGAGGGCGAUCAAAGUAUCUUGGCCCAACAGCAGGGAGUGAGUGGUUGAAAGAGUCGGAAACACAAGAUGUACCAGACACACCAUGCAUGACGCGUGCCCCUUCCCCGGCGCUCCCCCAAGGCUUGCUUGCCACCCAGCCCAGCGUCUUAAGUAUUGGCACUACUACCGUUGGAUUUCCCUUCAACGCGUCGCCGGCUCAUAUCAGUACUCGGGAGCUGUUAGCUUGCCUGCCGUCGAGAGACGAGGCAUGGACCCUGGUAGAGUCAUACUAUCGCUAUUGCGCCUGGCAUCACAAUGUAGCUCCCAAACCAUCGUUCGAGAAGACAUUCGAUCGAGUCUUUAAGCGUGCAGAAAGCGGCUGCUCUUCUCCACCCAUUAAUGCCCAGGAGAUCGCACUUGUCUUCAUCAUCAUGGCCCAAGGAACCAUGUUCAACAUCGAGAUGCCCAAUUGUGAUUCGUCUGCUGAAGAAUGGCUACACCUUUCGGAAAGAUCGUUAGUGAAAGGAGAGUUUCUAUCAAAUAAUACCGUCGCUGGACUGCAAACUCUGCAUCUAAUGGCGCACCUACGAUUGCAACUUGAUGAAGGCCGACGCGGUGAUAGUGCUUGGCCGCUAUGGGGUUUGGUCAUGCGUUUGAUCCAAGCGAUGGGUAUGCAUAGGGACGGUGAUCGCUGGAAUCUGCCUCAAGACGUUGUCGAGGAAAGACGUAAAGUAUUCUGGGAGUGUAAUUCUGCCGACAUAUUUCAGGCGCACUGCUUCUCACGACCGUCCGCCAUCAAUCCCGAGCAUUGCGAUACAGCUUUCCCAUCCGAGCCAGUCAGACCCAACGGAGAAAAGAGCUACUCGAUCCUCCGGUUUGAACUGUCUCAAAUUUCCUCAGAGAUUCUCAAUAUGGCCAUGAAGGUGCGGAGGCCAGCAUAUUCCGAAGUUACCGAUCUAGACCUCAGACUUUCCGAGUUUGAGCACAACAUCCCCUAUUCUCUCCGCUGUAGAGCAGCACUCUUGGCUACUCCGUCCCGCUACCCUCAACUUGAAACCGCGAUCAGCGCCUCUCCAGAACCAUCUCGCAUGUCGCUUACCAUUUCUUUCCAGCAAACAAACCUCGCUUUGAAUGUCUCCGAGACCAUCAUCAACCUUCACCGACCCUACUAUGCGAGAGUUCUCCACGACGCCAACCACGGCGAGUCAGUAUACAAACCGUCGUUCUACAUUGUAAUAGAGCGCUGUGCCAUAAUUAUCAGUAUUGUCACCGACAUCCACACCCGCUUCCCGGCGGUCACCACUAGGCAGUGGAACUUCUGGUAUCAUGUCUUUGGUUCAGCCUUAUGCCUUGGUACGUUGGUCCUGCGCGACCCGGCCAACGUCAUGGCUAGUUUCGCUCUUACGCAAAUCGAUGCCGCCAUUAGCCUAUUCACCUCACUCCUCCAGCAUGGCGCCCACCCUCUGCGCUACAAGCGUAAUUUGCAGUGGCUUUUGAAUUUGCGCACUCGUGCUUUAUCAAAAAUCUCGUCCGUAUCCGCUUUGCAGAGGGGCAAUUCGCGGCGAGACACCAAUGCGGCUGGACAGAAUGAUGGUGAGGACGGCGACCGUGAUAGAGAGGACGAUGAGGAUGUCGAGUUGCUCGGUUGGCGUACCAGGCUCAUUGAGCGUAUGGGUCAAGGACACCAAAAGACGAUCAGGACCAUUCGCCUUUCUGAGACCCCAUCCGUGUCACCAAACAUGAACGUCACGAGUACGUCUGUGAAUAGUUUCAAUCCUCAAGGUCAGAUGGGAAUCUCCGAUAUGGCCAACUCGAACCCAUCUCUGCCUGCAGUGAAUCUUGAUUCGACAAAUGAACUUCUACACGACUUUUGGGAUCCCGUGCUUUUGCAAGAUGUCUUUGGCCCUUCUCAAGAUCACCAAACCUCCUUGAUGAAUACAUGGUGGGACAAUAUGCCCAAUCCAUCUCAAUCACGGGGAUAA
Messenger RNA from Fusarium keratoplasticum, 2568 nucleotides. RefSeq names its product Fungal-trans domain-containing protein. NCBI's taxonomy places the organism in Eukaryota, Fungi, Ascomycota, Sordariomycetes, Hypocreales, Nectriaceae. The record is from RefSeq and is a predicted model, not a curated record. The coding region runs from base 1 to 2568 and encodes 855 amino acids. The transcript has 17 exons. Gene Ontology annotation, biological process: DNA-templated transcription; regulation of DNA-templated transcription. Gene Ontology annotation, molecular function: DNA-binding transcription factor activity, RNA polymerase II-specific; DNA binding; zinc ion binding.